CUGCCUUGUCACGCGGGGUUAGUAAAAGUUGGGAUAGGAGCUCCGGAGACAGAGAGAGAGAGAAACAGACAGGAGGAGAGAGAGAGAGAGAGAGAGAGAGGGAACGGGACAAUUAAACGGACUUUUCAUCGGCUUUAUAGCGAGCAUUAAACACCGGCGGAGGUCGGGAGACAGAGAGAAAUAUUGUCAGGAGGAGAGACAGAGGGGGCAGGCGACUUUCUCUGAAGUUGAAGCCUGAAUAAUUUCGCCAGUGAACUGCCAGAGGAAGAGGAGACAACGAGCGGUGUAUUUUGGAUUUGUCAAACGAGGGGGGGGAGACACGGGUUCGCGUAUGGCCAAAUGCUCUCGAGUUGGUAAAUGAACAAAAGUUGAAGUUCGGCGUCGUGGCAGUCGGUAAAUGUUGUGACAUUUUAGGAGAGCAUAAAUUGCUCCAGCGGUCGACGGUCGAGUGGCGGGGUACAAACCCGAGCUGUCAAACCCGAUGACUACUGCAAACUGCCCCGGGAAUGAGGAGCUGGACUUCAGACUGAUAUUCGGAGAGGACGGGCAGCAGCAGCCCUUAGGCCCCGCAGAUCUGGAGCCUGAUGACAACACAUCGUUCUACAUCCUAAAUGUGGGCCAGGCCCAGUCUAUGGUCACCAACCACCAGUCUAUUGGCCUGCCUCGUCAUGGCAUGCAGUCCCACUCGCAGGUCAUCAGCACUUCCCCGCGCUUUCAGUCACACAAACCAGGAUCUGAGCCUCCAAGCUAUGAGGUACACGACUCCAAGUAUGGCACCUCCCCCCUGCUGCCCUCUGCUCCUGUGGAGGCACCGAAGGCCUUUGAGUGCCCCAGUAUCCAGAUCACCUCUAUCUCCCCCAGCUGUCAGCAGGAGAUGGAUGCCAAUGAGGAGGAUCUGAGGGCCAAUGGCCCCGAUGGGGAGUACCACGGUGAUAGGCCCCUAUCCAGAGACCACCUGUAUCUGCCCCUGGACCACUCAUACCGAGACUCUUCGCUCAGCCCUAGCCCAUGCAGCAGCCUUUCCUCAAGGAGCUGGUUCUCUGAUGCCUCCUCCUGUGAAUCAUUCUCACAUGUCUAUGAUGAUGUUGACUCAGAGCUAAAUGAAGCGGCUGCCCGGUUCACCCUGGGCUCCCCUCUUACUUCCCCAGGUUGCAUCUCCCCUCAAACCAGUGGCGGAGUUUUGGAGGAGCAGCCUCACUGGCAGCACCACCACCCUGCCUUUGUGCACCACUCCCACUCCAUCAGCCUGUCACCCCGACAGUCCCCUUGCCACUCGCCACGCACCAGUGUCACCGAUGAAAAUUGGCUUAGCCCACGGCCACCUUCCAGGCCCUCCUCGCGUCCCACCUCACCCUGUGGGAAGAGGCGCCACUCUAGCGCCGACAUAUGCUACCCCGGCUCAUUGUCUCCUCAUCACUCACCCACACCCACACCAGGACCUUCACCUAGGGGCAGUGUGACGGAGGACACCUGGGUUGGCAGUCCUUCUGUAGGAAUGUCACCCUUCCAGUGCUGCCCUUCUGAGGCAGACAUCCCAUCCAAGACAAGGAAGACCUCACAGGACAGAACAGCAAUGCAGACUGGAAAAGGGGAUCUGGGGCUAGAUGACCAAGGAAAUAUGUCUCCUAAUCUAGACUCCCCUUCAGAUGAGGCCCUGCACAGCCUGAAGAAGGAUGGGCCUGGGGAACAGUUCCUCUCAGUGCCCUCUCACUUCUCAUGGAGUAAACCCAAGCCUGGUCAUACUCCUAUAUUCAGAACCUCCUCACUGCCUCCCUUAGAUUGGCCGCUGCCAAGCCAGUUUGGGCAGUAUGACCUGAAGAUAGAGGUGCAACCCAAAGCCCAUCACCGAGCGCACUAUGAGACCGAGGGCAGCCGAGGAGCUGUCAAAGCAGCGUCCGGUGGCCACCCAAUUGUCAAGCUCAUUGGCUACAGUGAGAAGCCCGUCAACCUGCAGAUGUUCAUCGGAACAGCAGACGACCGUUACUUGAGGCCGCACGCCUUCUACCAGGUGCACCGGAUCACCGGGAAAACCGUAGCCACGGCCAGCCAAGAAAUUAUCGUCUCCAGCACCAAAGUUCUCGAAAUUCCUCUCCUGCCCGAAAACAACAUGACAGCCAGUAUCGACUGUGCUGGCAUCCUCAAGCUGCGGAACUCGGACAUUGAGCUGCGGAAGGGGGAGACGGAUAUAGGAAGAAAGAACACACGGGUCCGUGUGGUGUUCCGAGUGCACAUCCCUCAACCCAACGGGAAGGUGUUGUCGCUGCAGGCUGCCUCUAUUCCUGUGGAGUGCUCCCAGCGUUCAGCUCAAGAGCUGCCCCAGGUUGAGAAAUCCAGCCUGACCAGCUGUCUGGUCAGUGGGGGAGAAGAGAUGGUCAUCACUGGCUCUAACUUCUUCCCAGAGUCCAAGGUCAUCUUCCUGGAGAAAGGCCCUGAUGGACGACCACAAUGGGAAGUUGAGGCAAAAAUAAUCCGUGAGAAAUCUCAAGGAUCGUGCAUCGUGGUGGAGGUCCCUCCCUACCACAGUAAGACUGUGGGCUCAGCUGUGCAGGUGCAGUUUUAUGUCUGCAAUGGCAAACGGAAAAGGAGCCAAUCGCAACGCUUCACUUACCUUUCAGUCAUGGUGAAACAGGAGCACAGAGACGAGCUGGACCUUCCUGCAGUACCCCCUAUGUCCAUGCCCCUGGCACAUGCUGCCAGUCUGGUGCGCACCCAGCUGCCUUCUCCUGAGCAGGGCCACCCAUCGGACAACCUUCUGUCCAGCUCCCCUCACGGCCUGGCCACGGGCUCCGGACCUGGCCUGCUACCCUUGCAGCCCCCCUGCCCUUCUUUGGGCUCCCCGUCUUUCCAGCACCUGCCUCACCUCCAGGGUCGCAGUUUGCACCACCCCCCUGCAGACUGCCACAUGACGUUCCACUCGAGCUCUGCUCCUGCUCCUCUUCCUGCUCCCCCCCGACCCUCCUACCAGCCUAUGCAGCACAGCCACAGUCACUGUCAUAGCUUGCCCUUCAACGGCCAGUCCAGCCUUCCUCCUCAGGGCUAUGAGAGGAUGCCCUUUCAGCACAGCCCCAGUGCAGCUUCACACCCAAUGGGCAUGGGAAUGGUGUAUCCUUCCUCCCCUUGCUCCUCGCCAUCAGCUCCCUCUUCUUCAACCCCCAACCCCAUUGCUGGGUCUCCCCAGAGCCAGCAACCCCUGCUCACCCCCUCAUCCCCACACCUCCAUACACUCGGAGGCUAUCACUGCUCCCCAAAUCCCACCCAGGUGCCCUCUCCCAGUGGCCACCCCCUUGUGGGGCAGCUCACCACUCAACUGCAGAGGGCUAUGGGCUACCACCCGGUAAGUCAAAGGUCAGCCUCCUGCCCCACACCGUCCAGCGCUCCUCCUCCACGGAUGAUCCCCUCUCCGCACUCUGGGCCUUCCUCCCCUCAGCUCCACUCGCUGCCCUACCAGUCUCCCACCUCAUCUUCCCCCACCUCUGCUGGAAGUCCUCUGGGGCCCCUGCAACAGCAGCAUUCAGGACAGCCUUCUCCCCAGGCUACAAGCCCGGUCAUGGCCAGCCUGUCCCCUGCAGCAGGGCCUCUGGUUCACCCUCUAAGCCCGCAGGGGCCCUUCCCCUCGGAUGGAGAGAGGCUGAACAUCAAACAGGAGCCAGAGGAAAGGGAGCCCACGUUCCGCUCCAUCGGCCUGCAGGACAUCACGCUGGACGAUGUGAAUGAAAUCAUCGGCAGAGACAUGUCCCAGUCUCCCAGCGCUCACUGUCCUCCAUCAGCACACAACCAGUCAUAGCUCAGCCCACACGAAAGCCCUGACGCAGCCUUUGGGUCAUGAACCGUCCCCUCCAGCUGUUAAACCUGCAAACCCCACAGCUCCAACACUGACUGUGGACCCCGCUCCCGGUCUAGGUGCUGGUCCGGCUGCUGGUCCUGUGUGCGAUGGGACAAGAGGGCAGGAAGAAAAAAAAGAAAGAAAAAAGACUGUGGUCAAAGACAGAAGAGCGGUUGGAGAUUCUGUUAAAGCCUCAUGGACCUGCUAGACCACCAGCCUGACAAGAAGACAUUUAAAACUCUACUAUUUCUCUCAGUUAGAGAUAGAGAUACGGAACUCGCAACUUCGCACAGAUUAAACUGAAAGCUGAGUGAGAGAAUGUAGGUUGAAAUGGUUGGAGAAUAAUGAGGAUUAAUGAGAUUGUCAACACGUGAGCUGUCCCUCUUCAUUAGGUGUGUGCCUGACCUUUCAAAGCACUGCUGUCUUCCUGACCAAUCAGCUCUCUCCGUGAGUUCGGAGCACUUACUUUUUCAAAUAACUUUCUGUAUCGGAGACAAUACGACGGCGGGUGUUGUCGUCCCCCCCUUCUCACCAGCAAUUACCUUCAUGAAUGAAGACGUCUCGAGAGACAGACAGAGAGAGAGAGAGAGUGCGCACGGUGCUCUCACAGGAAGCCAGAGCUGGGAUUCAAAACCGGUCUGAAGGUGGUUUCAGUUCUCUGAAGUUAGAGUUUCUCAGGCAAAAAAUUCUAUAAACAGCAGGAUACCGAAACUCCCAGCAUGCUACAGAACAUUCGUGAUUGCCUGAAUGAGCAUUAGCAAAAGUGGGGCAUGAUGUGGCAAAAAUGAAUCACACUUGUGAUUUACACUUGACAUUUUACAUUUAAAGAAUUCUGGGAAAAUUAAUUAUUAGCCAAAAAAUUGUCCGGCCUGAACGAUCAGAGUAGUUCGUAAAAAAAUCUUUCAGAAAAAAAAACCUGUCCGGUCCCAGUGUUUGUGCUCGUGGGUUAGUGAUGACAGCACCGUCCGCUCCUCGUCUUUCUCCCUUUUAAAAGCUAAAACCAUUCAGGUGCUGGAGUGCAGGGAAACUGGUAGGGAGGAUGAACUGAUCUGGGAUCUGCAACCUGCAACAUUCCGACAACUUUUAGUAACCAUGCAGCCAUGUAGAUAUCUGUACAUGACCCCCCCCCCUUCCCCCCUCCUUCCUUCUUCUCUUAUGUUUUAUCUUUACCCCCCCAUGUGUUUUCUUUUUAUCCUCUUCAAGUUGAACAAAUGCCUUAUUAACACUUAGCAGCUUUGAAUGGUAGCGAAACCUUUUUGUUGUUGUUGUUGUUGUUUUGCACAGCUGGCUUUGAGUUAGACUGUAAUAUUUUUUCGGAAACAGAUUUGGGUCAUGUGGAUAUGAUUUCAUGCGUCCUGAGGAGGGACCUCUCUGCUUCGGAAAACUUAUUCUCAUGCAAUAAUUCUCCAGAUCCCAGGGGCCCCUCGUGUGCCUUCUAAUUUCUAACAGCCACCAUAUUUUGCGAUGGUAUGGCAAUCUAGGCGACAAACAAUGGGAAAUAAUCUGACAAAACGUUUGGAGGUAUUUUAUACUUAAAGAUGUCUAUAUAUUGCAUUUCUGUGUUGAACAAUCCCAAAGUGUGGAGAACGGCGUCUGGAUGUAACAGGGUUCCUGUUCCUUCCACAUCCCCUGUUUGCAACAAUCAGUGUUUGCUGUUCACAAUCUAAAUACUUCUCCUUAACUGUCUCCAGAAUGGUAUCUAUUUCUCGAUGAUUUAUUCAUUAAUAUUAUAAUAUUCUGACAGACAUGCAGUGCCUGUAGGGCAGCAAUAACACAGUCUGGAGGAGAGAGUGUUUUCAGGCAGAUACGACGCGCGGAUGCGGACGGACAGAUUCCCGGGUGCAGAUUCCCUUUGGCUGUUUUGCCUUAAGCUUGACAAUGUUGCUCCUGCAUGAGAAAGCUGAGGAGUGUUUGCUUUUGACAGCUUGAAGUCAGUUUCCAGGUGAAAAUGAUUCUGCUAUGCAUUAAAAUUCUGCCUAAUGCCUUUAAAAAUGAGAAAAAAAAUAAGACAAAAAAAAGACCUUGAUGCCUAUAGAAGUAGACUGUAGACUUAUUGUAGAUGCUUCAUUGAUUCUGUUAGCAUCCUGGAGUUGCCCAUCAGCCAAUCUGCCUUGUCAAGGACAUAGUGCAAGCAUCUUAAUAGGUUCAGGUGUGUGUGUGUGUGUGUGUGUGCGUGUGCGUGUGUAUGUAUGGAUGGAUGGUGCUUGUACCAAAUAUGCUGUACAGAAGACAGGAAUUGUAAGAGUCCUAUUUUCGACAACAGAAGCACACACAUGUAUUUAGGCUAUGCAAACUAUAACAGCAGCAAAGGUGAGAUACGACAUUAAAUAUGAAAAAUGAGAUUAUAAACUAUUUGUAAUAAUGUUGCUUAUGAACUUCACAGAGCAGACAGAAAAAAAACAUUCAGAUAGUGAGAGUAUCAUGUCACUAUGUAAACUAUUAGGAUGCCUUAACUUGUUUGAAGACCCGUUUGUCAGUGUGUCUGUAUGCUGUUGUGGGUUGAUUUAUUUUUUAUUUUUCAUGACUAAGACAUAAGUCAGUAACUUUUUAAAAUUUGUUUGUUUGUUUUUUUGGGGGCAUAGGUUGGACGUUGAGGGGUUGGGUGGGAGAAGGGAGAUGGCUUUUUUUGCAUAUAAAGCUGGUUCUGCAGCUUGAAAGACUUGAUUCAACAAAACAAAAAAGAAACAAAACCAGCAUUGACAGUAAACUCUGGCUGCCGUCCUCUUCUGUCACAACCAAAGACCGAACAAUAUGUUCCCAUAUUACAUUAUGGUAAAGCAACAGAGACUGUACAAUUCUAUUUUUGAUACUUUGAAAAUGGAUGUCAUUCCUAAAAGGUUGGGGACAUGUAUGAGUGUUGAAAAAAUAAAUAAAAAGACAUAUAUAUAUAUAUAUAUAUAUAUACAUACAAACACACACACACACACACACACACAGAUAUAUACAUAUAUAUGUAUACGUAUAUAUAUAUAUAUAUAUAUAUAUAUAUACACAUACAUAUAUAUGUUUUGUAAAAUAAAAGGGAAAUACAGGUUUAGCUGAUGUUUACCGAGCCUUGUAUUGUCAUUUCUUGUAUAUUUUGUAUGUUAAAUUUUUUGUAAUUUUUAAGACUGCAGUGCUUUUUGAAAUUAUUCAAAGGGAAUACCUUGCAUCAUACUGUAGGCUCUAAAGUAGUGUAUAUCAAUAAAACAGAAAACUCA
Molecule: messenger RNA, 7023 nt
Organism: Dicentrarchus labrax (European seabass)
Lineage: Eukaryota; Metazoa; Chordata; Actinopteri; Moronidae
Gene: nfatc3a
Product: nuclear factor of activated T cells 3a
Exons: 10
Coding region: 482-3784 (1100 amino acids)
Biological process (GO): calcineurin-NFAT signaling cascade; cytokine production; regulation of transcription by RNA polymerase II
Cellular component (GO): transcription regulator complex
Molecular function (GO): transcription factor binding; DNA-binding transcription factor activity, RNA polymerase II-specific; RNA polymerase II cis-regulatory region sequence-specific DNA binding
Source: RefSeq, a predicted model, not a curated record